Messenger RNA from Plasmopara halstedii, 2172 nucleotides. RefSeq lists its product as uncharacterized. Lineage: Eukaryota; Oomycota; Peronosporomycetes; Peronosporales; Peronosporaceae. The transcript is spliced from 3 exons. The record is from RefSeq and is a predicted model, not a curated record. The coding region runs from base 1 to 2172 and encodes 723 amino acids.
AUGGCCACACAGUGGAUGCAAGACGCGUGUUAUCAUGCUACUCACGAUGUAACUCCGUCUUCUAAUGAGUCAAACUCGAAUGUAAUGUGUCGAUUUAUUCAUAAUCAGUGCGAGAAGGAGCUUUUUACGAGUGAAUAUCUAAGAAGCAACAAAGCAAGUGGCCAUAAAAAUUUGCGAUGUUUUCCACAUUGUUGCGGAGGUCAUAAUCCCAAAAGUUUUUGCGGUUCAGGUCUUGUGAUUGAAUGUUUUUUACCAAAUUGUCAAUUGGUACUUGGUCGAUUUGAAGAAGUUGCAAAGCAACAAUCGUCAAGUAAAAGUGAAAAUUCAAGUAAUCCAAGUCAAGAACAUUGUAGUCUUUUAAUUGGACAUACAUAUGCUCGUCAAGAUCUUUUUAAUGAUGUGAAAAUGCCGGAUCAACCAUUUGGACGAUGGUUUCGUGGUACUUCAGUACCAAAUGGUACAACUUCGGGAAUGUGUUUUUUACUAAAUGGAAAUCGUCAAUCGUGGCAUUAUGGAUGGCAAUCUUCCCGAUUAAAUUGCAAAAAUUUGCAUGUAUUUCGAGUGUAUCUCUUUGAAACAAAUGGCACAAAUGUUCUUUGUAUUGCAACUGUGGCAUCUCCUCCAUUUCGUAUUUCAUCAAGUCGUAAAGCUCGUAAAACAUUUCGAACGCCACUUGCACCAUCUACAAAUGCAACACCACAUUGUCAUGAUAUGAUUGCAACUGGUAAAUCAUCAACGACAUGGUAUCCAAAUAUAUCACUUUCAACUACUUCAUUGGUACCUUCCGAUCCAACAAAACGAGAACGUAAACGUUUAACACGUUCAGCAUCACUCAAAACUGAAUAUUAUUCAACAAAAGCUUUUCCUAUUUCGACAACUCAAGAUUCAAGUUCAACAAGACAAACAUGUUCAUUUUCAUCUUCUGAACGUGAUUCUCGUUUUUCGAUGCCAUCACUUCCAAGUGUUGAUACUUUUUUCACGACUUCAUCACAUUUUUCAUCUCGUCGUUCAUCUCUUGCUGCACUUUGUAUGCCAAUUUCAAUGGAAAAUGAGGAAUCUCCAAGAAUUUUAACACCAAUUUCUGGUAUGAUGGAUCUACGACUUGAUUCUUCGAGACAUUUAUCAUUUACACCAAAUCCAUUACAUCAACAUGCUUAUACAUCUGCUCGACCAUUGCCAUACAUUCGAUGUGAUACAUGUGGCGGCGCCGGACUUACUGGUGGAGUCGCAAUCAACGGGAGUAUCAGUAACAACACUGAAGUCGGCGUCAUCCGCUGCACCGGAACCAAUGGCAGCAUUGCAAUCAAUGGUGGUGUUGGACUCAAUGGCGGAGUUAUAAUUAGUGGCGAUGUCAGACUAAAUGGUGGAGUCAAUGUCAGUGGUGGCGUUAUCAAAACUAGUGUCGGAGUCAGCGGCGGCGUCGGACUUACUGAUAGAGUAGUAGUCAACGGGAGUAUCAGUAACAACACUGAAGUUGGCAUCAUCCGCUGCACCGGAAAUAAUGGUUGCGUUGGAGUCGGCGAGGGAUGCGGAUUGACUAGCGGAGUCAAAGUCAGUGGCGGUGUCAAAAUCAAUCCCGAAGCCAGAGUCAUCAGUGAUACCGAAAAAAAUACAAGUGUUGGACUUAGCGGUGGUGCAAGGAUCAGUACUGCUUUCAAUGGACAGCGUGAUAUGAAUGUCACGAAUGGCCCAUGUGCUAGUGUCAAGACAGGUGUAAUAGCUGGUGUCGGUGUCAAUGCUGAUAUUCGAGCUAGUUUUGGUGCGGGUUUCGAUGCCAGUGCAGAUGUUAAAGUCAGUGACAAAGCUAAAGCUGGUGUAGAAUCCCACGCUGGUGUCAAUCUUGGUGUAGAGAGAGUAGGGACCAAAGCCAGUGCUGGUAUCGAUGUCAGUACUAGUGCCUGUGGUACGAGUUGUAUAGGAGUCAAUGAUGGCACAAAUGCUGGCGCUAAGGCUGGUGUCAAGACUAGUGCGGGUGCUGUUAUUUGUGACACAAGUAGCGUAGGUGUCAAUUCCGGUACUAAAUUCGGGAUGCAGACUGAGUCUGGUCUACAAGCAGCCGUUGGUUCUGGACUCGAGGUUGGCGUAGGUAUUGGUCGCGAAGCUAGUGCUGGUUCUGUUGUCGGUGCAAAUAGCUCGACAAAGCAAGUGGAAUACCGCAUGCUUCGUUCGUAG